Messenger RNA from Dipodomys ordii (Ord's kangaroo rat), 289 nucleotides. It is a transcript of the gene Rbbp9, whose product is annotated as retinoblastoma binding protein 9. The transcript has 3 exons. The record is from RefSeq and is a predicted model, not a curated record. Lineage: Eukaryota; Metazoa; Chordata; Mammalia; Rodentia; Heteromyidae. Bases 26 to 289 code for a protein of 87 amino acids.
GACCUGGUGCUGUGGAUUCUACACUAUGGCUUCUCCUAGCAAGGCAGUGAUUGUUCCCGGGAACGGAGGCGGGGAUGUGGCCACCCACGGCUGGUACGGCUGGGUGAAAAAGAGGCUGGAGCAGAUACCUGGUUUCCAGUGUUUGGCUAAAAACAUGCCUGACCCAAUUACCGCUCGAGAGUGCAUCUGGCUGCCCUUCAUGGAGACGGAGCUGCAGUGUGAUGAAAAGACCAUCAUUAUAGGCCACAGUUCCGGGGCCAUUGCAGCCAUGAGGUGUGAUUCUUAUUGA